AGAGCACGGAUCCUCCAGCGGAGUGAGUGGAGAGAGAGAGAGAGAGAGGGGGAGAGAGCACUGGGAGAAGAAGAGGAAGGAAAAAAAGAAAGCUAGUUAGCCAGAUAGCUGGAUGAAAUAGGCAGCUUUUGCACAGAAGUCAUUUAUAAUUUAAAGCUUUUGCAGCCUCUCUCUGUUCCCGUUGAAGCAAGCAGCUCCAUCAGCAGCGAGGUUAACUGAAAUUGAACAAUGGAUAUCUAUGACCCCCAGACCCUUGGGAUCAUGGUGUUUGGUGGAUUCAUGGUGAUCUCUGCUGUCGGGAUUGCCCUUGUCUCCACCUUCUCCAUGAAGGAGACUUCCUAUGAGGAGGCCCUGGCUAAACAACGCAGAGAGUUGGGUAAGCCGCAGUCCGCUCGCACUGAGAAAAAGAAGAAGGACAAAGUAUCUGAGAAGAAGAGCCGUGGAAAGAAGAAAGAAGAAAAGCCCAAUGGAAAGAUCCCAGAGCCUGACAACAUUCAAGAGGAAGCUGAAUCCGACACAGUCAUUGAGCCUGCUGUUGCCCCAGUUGUAGCUGCUGCUCCUGCUCCUGCCCCUGAGCCUGUCCCUGCUUUGGAGGUUAAACCUACUGCAGCCCCAGAGCCAGCAGACACUCAACCCAAGACUGCAGCUGAACCAAGCCCUGCCCUCACCGAGCCCUCUCCCGCUCCCUCACCUAAAGAGAAAAAGAAGAAAAAGGUGGCCAAGGUCGAGCCAGCCUCUACCCAAUCAGCUCCACUCAUGGCAGCCCCUGCACCAGUCAAGUCCUCUUUGGCCCCUGCAUCAACCCAGGCCCCUGUGCCUGCUCCGACUAAAGCAACCCCUGCAUCAGCCAAGUCUGCCCCUGCCCCUGCGUCAGCUAAAUCUGCCCCUGCAUCCGCUAAGUCUGCCCCUGCCCCUCCACUUGCAUCAGCUAAGUCGGCUGCUGCAUCAGCUAAGUCGGCUCCUGCCCCAGCCAAGUCUGCCCCUGCCCCAGCCCCUGCCCCAGCCAAGUCUGCCCCUGCCCCAGCCAAGUCUGCCCCUGCGCCAGCCAAGUCUGCUGCAGCCCCGGCCAAGUCUUCACCAGCUCCAUCCAAGACUGCCCCUGUGCUGGAGGCUGUCACUAAAGAUGUCCCAGUGAUGGCAGUGCCCCCGGUGGGAUCUCAGCAAGCUACCGCUGUUGCAGGAAAAGCACAGGAGCCCAAGAAGAAGGCCUCCAAGAAAAAGGCUGAGCCAGUUCCAGCGGUGGAUUCUGCUGAUGCUCCACUGUACCUGCCCUACAAGGCUCUGGUGUCCACCAUCAGUAGCAUGGUGUUCAGUGAGGGAGAGGCUCAUAGGCUGAUCGAGAUCCUGUCUGAGAAAAUCGGCAUCAUUCAGGACACCUGGCACAUGGCCACUCAGAAAGGAGACCCAGUGGCCAUGCUGAAGAAACAACUGGAGGAGAGGGAGAAACAGCUGGCAGCAGAACAAGAGGACGCUACUGCAGCAAAGAACCGCCUCAGAGAACUCACCAAGGAGCUGUCUGCUGAGAAGUCCAAGGUGACCAGUGUGGAGACGAGGCUGAGUUCUCAGCUGAGUAAGCGAGAGCAAGAAAUGAUUGCUCUGCAAGCUCGCAUGCAGGCCAGUUACCAGGACCAUGUAACCCAGACCCAGGGGCUCAAUGCAAAGAUCCUCAGCCUGCAGGACCAGCUGGAAAAAGGCCCCAAUGCCCAGCUGGCCCGUCUACAGCAGGAGAACUCCAUUCUCCGCGAUGCCCUUAACCAAGCCACUAGUCAGGCUGAGAGCAAACAAAAUGCGGAGCUGGCCAAGCUGCGUCAGGAAUGCACAAAGUUAACCAAGGAACUUGGAGAGAAGACAGAGAGUCUGCUCGCUGAUGAGCACAUCAGGAAAGGGCUGGAGGCCAAGGUCUCCGCUACUGAGAAGCAACUCUCCCUGCUGCAGGCCAGCCAUUCGGAGAGCGAGCAGGCGUUACAGAGGAGAUUGGAGGAGGUGUGCGAGGAGCUCAGAACAACACAGAGUAAAAACGGCAGCCUGCAGGCGUCUUUGGACAAGACCCAGCAGGAUAGCAGCACACUGUCAGAGUUUCAGGUGCGUAUUGAGAGAUUGGAAGCCGAGAUCAGGGAUCGCUCUACUCAGGUGGAAGCCCUCACUGCGCAGCUGGAGGAGACACAGGCAGAGAAAAGCCAGCUUGUACAGCAGGUGGCCUCUAUCAACUCACUGCUGGAGGCCAGUCAAACCAAAAAGGAGGAGGAGCAGGACAAUCAGGGGAAUGCUGCAGAACUGGAACAGCUAAAGCUCAGCCUUCAGGCGAGAGACAACCAGCUGAGCACACUUCAGGAUGAACUGAAGCAACUGCAGGUGAAGCAGGAAGCUGCUGAGAACACUAUUGUUGAGCUAGAGCAAAGAAACAAGAGCGGGGAUACCAGCCUCAUCACAUCACUUCAGGAUGAACUCAAAAACCUCAAAGAAGAGAUGGUGCAACUUAAAAACACACCACAGUCGGAUGACUCCGCAGAGCUCGGACUACUACAGAACAGUCUGACUGAGAAGGAUGCCCUUGUCACAUCACUACAAGAGGAGCUGAGAGAAGUGAGAGAAAAGGCGACCAUUGAUGCAAACGCUGUAGCAAAACUGACAGCUUUUCAAACUGAAACCAAAGAAAAUCUCCAGACACUCUUCCCACAGAUACCUGUCGAGACAGAGCAGUCCAACUGGUUACAAGUAUUCACACAGAAAGCUCAGGAGGCUCUCAGCCAGCAGAGCCAGGAGUCUCAGUCAAACACAGCAGCAUUACCUGAGUUGCUGGAGAAACUGAAGGAGGCUGAGGAGAGCCAUGGCUCACUGCAGACUGAAUGUGACCAGUACAGGACAGUCCUGGCUGAAACCGAAGGAAUGCUGAAACAUCUGCAGAAUAGUGUGGAGGAAGAAGAGCUAGUAUGGAAAGCCAAGAUGGCUAACACAGAGGAACAGCUGAGGGUGGCUUUGGAGAAGGCCAGCAAACUGGAGGCAGAAAACCAAAGUGUGGAACAGUUGAAGGAGCAGAUGAUGCUUAUGGAAGCUCAGCUGGAGAAGCAAUCAGACAACCAGGAGGCCUCAGAGGAGAUGGAGCAGCUGAAGCUGCAGCUGUCAGAGUGUCAGAGCCAGCUGGAUGUGGCCCAGAAGGAGGCCCAGGCACACAAGGAGGAGCUUGAACAGGUCAGAGAGCAGCUGGGCGAGAUCACGAUGCGGGCUCAACAAGAACAGAAUGGCCCCACUGACGCCCAACCCAGUCAGGUCCAGAACGAGUUGAGUCAGACAGCUGAGAAGCUGCACGGGGAGGUGGCUCAGAGGCAGCAGCUCUCAGAAGAGUUUGAGCAGGCCCAGAAGACUAUAACAGAACUUCAGGCUCAGCUGGUUUCUGCAGAAUCACCACAAGCUGACACAGAAGAUGUUGCUCAGCUUAAGGAGCGCCUAGAUAAGGAGAAGAAGCUGUCCAAAGACCUGGGCCAGGCAGCCACUAAGCUCCAGCAGCUUCUCAAAGCCACUCAGGAGCAGCUGACCAAAGAGAGAGACACCGUGAGAACACUACAGGAGCACCUGGAGGGCAAGGAAGAAUACGUGGAGCUGAAGGAAGGAACGUCCGUCUGAGAGGAAGUUUACCGCAGACACUACAAAAAAAAGCCAAAUAUGCCUUAUGAUUACCUUAGUUAUGCAUUCCAAAACUAUUUCUUUCUUGUACUGUAGUUGAUUGCAUUUGUUGCAACUGUAGGAAUCAAAUGUUUUGAUAUUAUGAACAUUUCAAAGUAAGAUUAGAGGAGCGAAUCCUGCUACAAUCUUUAUUGAAACCCACAUUCCAUCAACAAUUCUGGCUAUGUCAGAAGUUAUUUAUCCCCCCUGCCUUAUAUUUCAAAAGAUUCCCCAUAGUUCAGUGUUAAAAAGGGAAACCGAUUGUACGUCAGACGUACAUCAACCUGUGCAAUUACUUUGUAUGUCUUUUCUAUGUGGUUGAGUGAUGGGAACAUUUUAUGGUUCAAUGUUUCACUACCUUUUAGAGCCUGCUUUCCUCUGUAGCUGGCUGCCAAUAACACACAUCGAAUUUGUAUGAAUGAAUAAACUACAGUGUAGCUCUAUGUAAUUCCUCUAA
Molecule: messenger RNA, 4117 nt
Organism: Morone saxatilis (striped sea-bass)
Lineage: Eukaryota; Metazoa; Chordata; Actinopteri; Moronidae
Gene: rrbp1a
Product: ribosome binding protein 1a
Biological process (GO): protein transport
Cellular component (GO): endoplasmic reticulum membrane
Source: RefSeq, a predicted model, not a curated record